UUUGUAUUUUGUGUUUCGAAUCUUCUUUGCGUCUCUUGCAGGAUCGAGAUAGUUAUUGGAAGAUGAUGCAGAAAUAUAUAGGUUCAGAUGUUACAUCAAUGGUGACGCUUCCAGUUCUUAUAUUUGAGCCCAUGACAAUGAUUCAGAAAGUGGCAGAGACGCUGGAGUACUCCCACUUGUUAGACCUGGCUGAUGAAUGUGAGGAUCCCUACAUGCGGAUGGUCUAUGCUACAUCAUGGGCAAUAUCUGUUUACUAUGCCUAUCAACGAACCUGGAAGCCCUUCAAUCCCAUCCUUGGUGAGACUUAUGAAAUGGUUAAUCAUGGUGGCAUUACAUUCCUUGUGGAGCAGGUGAGUCAUCAUCCUCCAAUGAGCGCGGGGCAUGCAGAAAAUGAUCAUUUUACCUAUGACGUGACAUCCAAGUUAAAGACCAAAUUUCUGGGAAACUCCGUUGAUGUGAUUCGGUCCUUCUAAAUGCA
This is a messenger RNA of Magnolia sinica, 478 nucleotides long. RefSeq names its product oxysterol-binding protein-related protein 3C-like. NCBI's taxonomy places the organism in Eukaryota, Viridiplantae, Streptophyta, Magnoliopsida, Magnoliales, Magnoliaceae. The record is from RefSeq and is a predicted model, not a curated record. Gene Ontology annotation, cellular component: cytosol; membrane; intracellular membrane-bounded organelle. Bases 63 to 473 code for a protein of 136 amino acids. The transcript is spliced from 4 exons. Gene Ontology annotation, molecular function: sterol binding.